GAGGACAGACGAAGGAGGCAAGAAUACAUAACAGACGUAACAGUCCUCGCCAACAUGAGUGCGGUGUGGCCGCCUUCUUCUCCCGCACUUUGUCCGCCCGCCCGGCAUCUUCUCCCGCACUUUGUCCGCACUUUGUCCCGCUCAACUUGUUCGGAGCUGAAUCGUGAAUGAUCCCAUGCGAGAGACUUGUUGGCUCCCUCAAGCUAACCUCUGACUGACCUCCAACAACAAGAAGAAGCAGGAGUCAUGGCGUUGAUACGCAGCUACUGUGAAGCAGACACCUCCAUUUCCCAGACUUGGGUGGAUGCAGGGAUCUCCCCCUGCUUCUACUUCACCCUGGUCCCUGCUGUCCUGCUCACCAUCGCCUUCUUCCUGGGCACCGUCCACUGCAUUUUCUUCCAGAAAUAUGGCACAGCGAUGGAGCCCAAGUUCAUUCCUCGCUCUCGCCUCUACGGACUCCAGCAGGUGGUCUCCAUCCUUCUCCUGGUUCAGUUUGUGGGUGGGAUGGUGUGGCGAGCCACCGAAGGAGGACAGUUGCCUGGCUAUGUGGUUCUGUACGGCUGCUUCUGUGCCCUGGCUUGGGCUUGGGCCGUUGCCUUGCUCAGAAUAGAGAGGCGACGAGUUCUUUUGAUGGACCGGACGCGGGGACACAGCACAGCGCUGCUGUUGUUCUGGGCAGUGGCGUUUGCAGCAGAGAACCUGGCAUUUAUCUCCUGGUAUAGUCCACAUUGGUGGUGGGACUUGCAGGACAAUCAGCAACAGGUCCAGUUUGCCUUGUGGUUGAUUCGCUAUGUGGGCACGGGACUGCUAUUCUUUGUUGGCAUCAGAGCCCCAGGGUUGCCACGGAGACCUUACAUACUGCUGAUAAAUGAAGACGAGCGAGACGUAGAGCAGAGCGCACAGAGCCUCCUGGGCAGACCGGGCCAGAACCAGUCCACCUGGCAGGACUUCAGGAAGAAGUUGCGGCUGCUUUUACCGUACAUGUGGCCUCGGGGUAGCAUCUGGCUGCAGCUGCUUGUCCUUUUCUGUUUGGUGCUCCUGGGAAUUGAGAGGGCAAUCAAUGUCUUUGUACCUAUUUACUACAAAAAUAUUGUGAAUGAAUUGACGGAUGGAAGCAGCUGGCACACUCUGGCCACCACUGUGUGCAUUUACGUCCUGCUGAAGUUCCUGCAGGGCGGGGGGGCAGGCGCCUCAGGGUUUGUCAGUAACUUGCGCUCCUUCCUGUGGAUUCGGGUGCAGCAGUUCACCAACCGUGUGGUGCAAGUGCGCCUGUUUGCUCAUUUGCACUCUCUCUCCCUGCGCUGGCACCUGGGCCGCAAAACCGGCGACGUGCUCAGGAGCAUCGACCGCGGCACCUCGUCCAUCAACAGCUUGCUCAGCUAUAUCGUGUUCAGCAUCUUCCCAACGAUUGCCGACAUCGUCAUAUCCAUCAUUUACUUUGUCACCUAUUUCAACGCCUGGUUUGGCCUCAUUGUGUUUGUGUGCAUGACCCUCUACCUCACUCUGACCAUCAUCAUCACAGAAUGGAGGACCAAGUAUAGACGAGACAUGAACCAGCAGGACAAUAACGCCAAGAGCAAGGCUGUGGAUUCCUUGCUGAACUUCGAGACGGUGAAGUACUACAAUGCGGAGAACUAUGAGGUCAGCCGCUUUGAGGAUGCCAUCUUGAAAUACCAGUUGUCCGAGUGGAAGACCCAGGCUUCCUUGGCCCUCCUCAAUCAAACCCAGAACCUCAUCAUCGGAUCAGGCCUGCUGGCCGGCUCCCUGCUGUGUGCCUAUUUUGUGACCGAAGGAAAGUUCCAGGUUGGUGAUUUUGUUCUGUUUGGAACAUAUAUCAUCCAACUGUAUACACCCCUCAACUGGUUCGGCACCUAUUACAGAAUGAUCCAAAAUUCAUUCAUUGACAUGGAAAGCAUGAUCCAGCUUUUUGAGGAGGAAGAGGAGGUGAGAGAUGACCUCAACGCUGUGAAUUUUCUCUACAAGACGGGAAAAAUCGAGUUUGAGAACGUUUACUUCCGCUACACAGAUGGAAAGGAGGUACUCAAGGACGUCUCCUUUUCAGUACUGCCCGGUCAGACUGUAGCCCUGGUGGGACCGUCAGGGUCCGGGAAGAGUACCAUCGUCCGACUACUCUUCCGCUUUUAUGACGUUCAAGGAGGUUGUAUCCGCAUCGACGGUCAGGACAUAUCCAAAGUGAAGCAGAGAUCUCUGCGAGCGCACAUCGGCGUCGUCCCCCAGGACACCGUGCUGUUCAACGACACCAUACUGGAGAACAUCCGCUACGGUCGCAUCUCCGCCAGCAACCAGGAGGUGGAGGAUGCCGCCAUCGCUGGUGAUAUCCAUGACAGAAUCGUGGCAUUCCCUGAAGGCUAUGACACACAGGUAGGGGAAAGAGGCCUCAAGCUGAGUGGAGGCGAGAAGCAGAGGGUGGCCAUUGCUAGAACCAUCCUCAAAGCACCACAGAUUAUCCUGCUGGACGAGGCCACAUCGGCGCUCGAUACCCAAACAGAACGCAACAUCCAGGCCUCACUAGCCAAAGUCUGUGCUAAUCGUACAACAGUUGUUGUAGCUCACAGGUUGUCCACAAUCAUUGGAGCAGACCAGAUUUUGGUCAUCCGCGAGGGUCGGAUUGCCGAGCGAGGACGACACGAGGAGCUGCUGCACAAGGGAGGCCUUUAUGCGGACAUGUGGACGAAUCAACAGCAGGCCCAGGACUUGGAUUCCUCAUCAGACACAGAGGCCAAAGACUCCCAAUCUGAGAAACUGCAGCCGCCAUCUUCUCCAUCAGGCCACCGUGAAUAGAGCUGGGGGCUUAUAGGACAGCGGAAUGAACGGCAGAAUCUAUUCUUAAACGCGGAAAUUGACGUAAUAUGAUUGAAAUGCUGUCAAUGUUUAGAACAAGGAACGUUUGUCCAGGGGGGGGUGAAUGUUUACUCCAGCCGGGAAGCAAGCACGCUGCUCUCUGCUCUCUGCUCUCUGCCUGUCUUCAGGACACCUGUCACUCCCACCUCAAAGCGUGGAAAAGGUGAUAUGUUCUUCUUUUUGAGCAAAUUUUGAUGACUACUUGUCAUCCCAAAAAAAAACCACUGUGCAACUCCUGCUAUUGCCAAUGCCAGCAAGUUGGCUGUUCUGGACGUGACCAUCUUUAACACCUUAGUUGCUACAUUUUCGGACACUAUAGUUUGGCCACCAGUGUUGAAAUAAAAACUGCUGCUUUCUUUUACUUGAAUGCAUGUCAACUUAAAGCGUUUGAUAUGUUAUUGUGCUUUUUAUUAUUUAUUUGCUUUCUACUUUAUAACUAUUCUGAGCUAAUCUCCUUAGUUUUUGUACAGAUACUUUCAAACUGUCUGGUUAACAACUAAAUAAAAGGAUUUAAUAUUAAUGAAGAUCUGAUGAUCUAAUGAAAAACAAUGAUCAUUUCUGCUAUAUCACCCAGCCCUUACCAUGACCAUUGAAUGUUCUUUUGGUUAUUGUGACAAGAGCCCGUUUUAUACUGAUAUUUAUUGGACAUAUGUCAGCUUGAUGUCGGGGUUAUUUUUUUUAUAUAUUUAAAAUUGUGUUUACUAUUUACUAUAUGUAUUUAGUGUUGCCUUUGUUGGGAUUCAAUCUUUUUUUUCUGGACAGAAAAAAUAUUCAUGGUAAAGUGGAAAAUAUUUUUUAUUUAUGUUCUACAAUCACUUGGUUGUCAGUCCUUCAAUGUAUCUUUUUCCACACAUGUACCUACUUAAUAAAGCCAUAUUUUGUGACA
Nerophis ophidion (straightnose pipefish) is the source of this 3748-nucleotide messenger RNA. RefSeq names its product ATP-binding cassette, sub-family B (MDR/TAP), member 6a (gene abcb6a). Gene Ontology annotation, cellular component: membrane. Gene Ontology annotation, molecular function: ATP binding; ABC-type heme transporter activity; heme binding. Gene Ontology annotation, biological process: transmembrane transport; heme transport. The record is from RefSeq and is a predicted model, not a curated record. Bases 247 to 2802 code for a protein of 851 amino acids. The transcript has 19 exons. Lineage: Eukaryota; Metazoa; Chordata; Actinopteri; Syngnathiformes; Syngnathidae.